AUGCCCAUACCGCUUGGAAGUGACAGUUGGUUCGGUAUCGACCAGCUUGGUUCCGGCCAGCUCGAUUCCAGCCAGCUCGACCCCGACGAGCGCGAGUUUGCCGUAGCAACUCUUGCCGCAAUCAACUGGGAGAGCCUCCUUACAAUUGCUUCAAAUCUCCGUACCGCAUCUUGCACGUUCACCGAGUCCUUUACGAUGGGACAAUCCAACAUGGUUCGCCGAAUCCAAUUCAGCGACGGAAUCAGCUGGGUCGCACGAGUUCGAAUUACACAGCCCAAUAAAUAUAUUCCAACCGGCCGGGAAUUGCUCAGCUUUGCCGACGUUGUCGGAAUCGAAGUUGCAAGCAUGAGAUUUCUCAAGGCCAAAACUUCUAUUCCAGUUCCGGAAGUGCAUUACUAUAAUACUGACCCCGAAAACGAGGUCGGAGCUCCGUACAUUCUAAUGGACUACAUUCACGGCACGACCGCUGACAAACUCAGCCACGCGAAAUGCGAUCCCGAUAUGUAUGGAACACCAGAUCAAGACCGACGUUUCAGAGAGCAAAUGGCCGAGAUUCAGGUCACAAUUUCUACCUUCAAGUUCGACAAGAUAGGAAGUCUGCACUAUGAUGAAACCACAUCGGAAUUCUUCAUCGGUCCCGAGUUAGAGACCGGCAAGGGCCCCUGGAACUCGCCAAUGGAGUACUACAACGAUCUCGCAGACCAUGUGCUUCAAGUCUGUGAAAAAAAUGCAUCGUCUAAGCUCCGGGAGAGUCCUUCAUUCGAAAACCCCAAUCUCUUUAAGCACCUCAUGUCACUAUACAGCAGUUCCAACAAGGGGCCGUUCAGUCUCGUGGAUCGCGACUUUGGGGCCAACAACCUGCUUGUUGAUGACGAAUUUCGAAUUAUCGGUGUCAUCGACUUUGACGGCGUUAUGGCUGCGCCAAUCGAGGUUAUUGCCCAGUUCCCUUCCCUGACUGGACUCGACAGACAGAUACCUCGCCAUAUUGAGACCUCGUCCAUUUCGAAAGAGUGCAUCAAGCCAAAGCUCGAAGAGUACAAAGAGAUGAUACACUCUGCCGAGUCUAAAUUGGGAAGUGGUGUUAUUGCAGACCUCUUGCUUUCGGAUGCGACAUAUGUGUACUAUGGCCUUAACGCAUACAAAUGCCACCAAGCGUGUGUCAAUGACAGUUUUAUGGUGGCCUAUCAGAACCUCCUUCGCGAUCAUGAGAAGUAG
This is a messenger RNA of Fusarium pseudograminearum CS3096, 1215 nucleotides long. RefSeq lists its product as uncharacterized. The transcript is spliced from 2 exons. The record is from RefSeq and is a predicted model, not a curated record. NCBI's taxonomy places the organism in Eukaryota, Fungi, Ascomycota, Sordariomycetes, Hypocreales, Nectriaceae. Bases 1 to 1215 code for a protein of 404 amino acids.